Nicotiana tabacum (common tobacco) is the source of this 604-nucleotide messenger RNA. Its product is annotated as F-box protein CPR1-like. The record is from RefSeq and is a predicted model, not a curated record. Lineage: Eukaryota; Viridiplantae; Streptophyta; Magnoliopsida; Solanales; Solanaceae.
AUGGAGAUUUGGCCGGGUAAACCUUAUAGAUUCUUGCUAUGGAACCCUUCCACUAGAGAAUCAAUAAUACUUCCCCAUUUAGAAUUUUCAGACGAGGAAUUAUAUGCUUACGGAUUGGGAUAUGACUCUACUAAUGAUGACUAUAAAGUCGUUAAGAUUGACAUUAAUGACCAAGUUGAUGAAAUUCUUGCGCUGAAAAGUGGUUCCUGGAAAAGAAUUCAUGAAACAUCAGGUAGGGUGGAUUAUUAUCGGAGAUGUGAAGGGGAAUGUUUGGCAUUUGUACAUGGAACAUUUCAUUGGUACGGAUAUUCCGGAGGGCGAGUUGUGGUUUCAUUGAAUAUUUCAAGUGAAAAAUACGAAAUAAUACCUUUUCCAGAAACAAGCGGGUUACAAAUUUCUUCAGACGAUGAGCUGGGUGUAUCAGUGUUAGGAGGAAUGCUUUGUGUUUAUUUUAGCAACGAGAUAACUUUUAAUUUAUGGGCAAUGAAAACUUAUGGCGUCAAAGAAUCGUGGACCAACUUGUUCACCAUACCAACUAACGAACAACAUCCUACCCCGAUGUAUAGGUUUUCAAAUGGUGAAGUGCUACUUAAUGUUUAUUGCU